Molecule: messenger RNA, 264 nt
Organism: Linum trigynum
Lineage: Eukaryota; Viridiplantae; Streptophyta; Magnoliopsida; Malpighiales; Linaceae
Source: the annotation of a GenBank genome assembly
AUGUCGGCAUGUUUCUUCCUUUAUAUAUACGCUACCGACCGCUGGCGCCAUAUAGCUCGAUCCCGAGCUUCAAUCUCUCCUCCAUCAGAAUAUGAUCUCGGUUUGAAUCUCCCGAGUUCUGCAGAUGAACCUCUUGGCUAUGGCUUCCCUUCAGCUAAUGUUCCAGCUGCAGCUCCCCUGUUCGAUUCAGCAGCAGGAUUCGAAGUACCGGUAGAUCUGCUGGCGAUACGUCGUCGUCGUCUUGCUUCUGCGAAGGAUGCAUAG